Argentina anserina (silverweed cinquefoil) is the source of this 1663-nucleotide messenger RNA. Its product is annotated as putative F-box protein At3g10240. The transcript is spliced from 3 exons. NCBI's taxonomy places the organism in Eukaryota, Viridiplantae, Streptophyta, Magnoliopsida, Rosales, Rosaceae. The coding region runs from base 192 to 1481 and encodes 429 amino acids. Gene Ontology annotation, molecular function: protein binding. The record is from RefSeq and is a predicted model, not a curated record.
GGGUGACUUGGACACUUGGUACGAUAAAGGCGAGGGGACGAGGACUUCAAAAAGCCUCCAAAGCAAAACAGUUUAGGCCAGAGAGAAAUCGAAUGGAGAGUUCUAAAGGAGGAGCCUUUCCUGCUCAUAGCCCUUUCCUCCGAUCAUCUGUUAUCUUCGUUCAGGUAAGAAUUUGAUAAAAUUGAAGAUCCAUGAUGGUGACAAGAAGUAAGAGUUCAGGCCUAUUAAAGAUUGUAGAGGAGAGGUUAUUGAAGAGGAAAAUAGAGGAAGAGGAAAAGCGAGCACAACUGUCAUAUAUCCCAAAGGACUGUAUCUCAAACAUCCUUGCACGACUUCCUGCUGAUUCUCUUCAACGGUUGAGGUUUGUAUGCAAACCAUGGUAUAAUAUAGUUAAAAACCCCAAAUUCAUUGAUGCUCAUCUUCAACGAUCUGAAUCUGUUUUGGUUUUCUUAACACCAGUCGGGAAGAAAAAUUUGCACCUUAUAUCUAGGAAGGUAAAAAUGGGAGAAAAGGAAAGGUUGUACCCUGAUCCUAUGACAUCUACCCUACAGGAGACACGAAACACAGUACCAGUUGAAUCAAAACUUCUUGACCCAAAUAGUCUCCCUAUUUUCGGUCACCCAGCCUUGAAUUCUCCAACAAACUGUGUUCAGUUUAUACGAUUUGAAAAUGGUGAGUGUGACAUUGGAGAAUACAGUUUAUGUUGCUUGAGCGAUAACAUCAAAGCCACCUGCAAUGGUUUAAUAUUACUUGACAACAAAUUGAAGAAGGGAGGAGUUAUAGUUUUGAAUCCUGUGACUAAGAAGAGGAUUGCACUUCCAUUGGGUACCUUGCCCCUUCGUCGAUAUGAAGAAUCAUAUGGUUUUGCAAUGAGCGAUGUAACUGGUGAGUUUAAAAUAGUCCACUUAUUUUUGGAUGAGUUGGGCAAUGCUCAUUGUGAGAUCCUUGGCCCCUAUAAGAAAACAUGGCGAGGGGUCAACUUUCCUUCAUUCGGACUCUUUCGUAAUGGGUUUGGACUGACACCUGUUUCACUAAUCGGAGCUUUGCACUGGAUUCCUCAUUUUGAGCGAAGCAAUUAUAUAGUGUCCAUGGAAGUUGAGAAGGAGAAGUUUCACCAAACACCUCUCCCUUUAGGUGGCGGAUUUCAUGAUAGGAUUAUUGAAAUUGGUGGCUCGAUAGGUUUUGUCACUCAGGAGGAGACCUGCAUUGACAUUUGGAUCUUGAAGGGUUUAUUUGGGGAGGGAUGGUCAAAGCAACACACUAUCACACUGGAUACCAUAACACGCAUGGUUCCCCUUUGCAGUUUAAGAAUCAAGGGAAAUAUUAUUUUCCGUAGAGAGAAAGGCAGCUCUAUCUAUUCUUAUGACUUUGAACAACAACAGAUGACAAAGAUUGGGAAGGUUAAUCCUUCUGUUUCAUACCUGCCUCAUGUCAAUAGCCUUGUAACUUGGAUGCAAGCAACUGCGGACAUCUUUGACUGACUCACUGCAAUUGAGGAUCAACUGGAGAUGAAAACCUUUUUCUUUUGAAGAAAAUCAAAUAAAUUUCAGUAUAGGACUCACUGGAAUUUGAAGGAGUGAUACUGGAGAAGAUUCACAAUACAAUCCGGUGGAUUAUCCUCCAAAUUAGAGGCAUAGUUAUCUUUUAAGGCUAGCAGCUAAAC